Thermothelomyces thermophilus ATCC 42464 is the source of this 1488-nucleotide messenger RNA. RefSeq lists its product as uncharacterized. The transcript has a single exon. Lineage: Eukaryota; Fungi; Ascomycota; Sordariomycetes; Sordariales; Chaetomiaceae. The record is from RefSeq and is a predicted model, not a curated record. The coding region runs from base 1 to 1488 and encodes 495 amino acids.
AUGCCAUCGGUGUUGUCUCUCUUCCGGCACAGUCGAGACAUGCCGCGUCCCGUCCAGGCCGGCGACGACGGACAGAGAACUGUGGCGAAAAAGCGACGAAGCCGGUUUUCCAUGGUGAUUCCGGGCAGCUCCAGCCGAACGGCUCGCAAGAGUGCCCCCUUUGACAGCGCCCUGGAACCUCUGGAAUGGAAGGGUGCGGCGAUGGCCGCAGACGUGCCGGAACUGCCAUCAUUCCCACUAUAUCAGCACUUUGCGUCGACGAGGCACCUCAGUGAUUCGCAUCAGAGGCGGCAGCGUUAUUAUGAGAAGUCAGAGCCAAGGGGGGAUCGAAGACUGUCUCGCGCGGCGACUGUUUCCGAUUUCCACUCGCUACGUCCUCAAAGCGAGCUGAUUCCGCGUAAGAGCGAUGUGACGACGCUGUCGACGAACGCACCCCCGGCAUGUGAUCGAGCUGUUGAGUUGGCGAGGCUCUAUCGGUCCAUUUUGCCCGACUUUCGUACCAUAUGUGAGGAAGAGGAAGAGAAGGAGGAGGAUGAGGAGAAGAAGAAGGGGGAAACGAGGGAGAACGAGGGUGGUAGGCGGGAACGGGAAGCGGGCGGGUACGGAGGGCAGCGACCAAAGAACGGUAGUCUCGGCGCAGCAUCGACGCAAGGUGUCACUGAAAAAGAGAGAGACAGACGGAAAGAUGGCGGCCUCUGUCCAGAAACCCACGCCGGCGAGCCACCGCAUCGUCCAGCAGGUGGUUGUUCUUCCCUUACCGCCGGGGCCUCCAAGACUUCUGCUGUCAAGCACCACAAGUUCCCGGACGGCGCUGCCCAACGGCACCAGCACCACCGCCCAUCCGAUCCGAACACUCCUGGGCAAAGUAAGCACGCGUGGCCGCUCCCCAUCCGGCCUCUACCACCAUCUUCUUCCCCGCAGACGACAGCAACUCCCGAGACCACAGAGGCGGGGCUCGUCCGGGAGACCGAGAACGAACACGACGACCGAUCAAUCCUCAGCCAACACAGCACCGUCGGCCUGCAGAUCUGCACCGAACUGCUCGUCGACCGGCUGAUCAGGGCGCUUGGCCUCCAGCGGCGGCACGAGAGAGGAGGUCACGCGGGGCCGAGCAGCCACGGCCGUGUUGAUGAAGGUUUCAAGGUAAUAGGCGAGAAAGAGAUGGAGAGGGAGGAGGGGGAUGGUACGGAACAUAGAGAGAGCAGCAGCAAACAGUUGGAGAUGCUGCUGCUCAUUGAGGCGUACGAAGGCCUGUUGGGGUGCUGCAGGAGAGAGACGGCGGCGACGGCGGCAACCAUGACCACCAAGACUGAGUCGGUUGAGGCGGGCGCCGGCGGGAACAACGCGGCACAGCCGGGCGCUGACAGGAGCAGCAGCAGCAGCAGCAGCAGCAGACCGGUCGCGGAAGCCGUGCCCAUCUUGGAACACUGGCUGGAGACGCUGCAUGCGCUGUAUGAGGCAACGUUCGAGGAGCGUGGGGAGGCUUGA